This is a messenger RNA of Tuber melanosporum (Perigord truffle), 3999 nucleotides long. RefSeq lists its product as uncharacterized. Bases 148 to 3402 code for a protein of 1084 amino acids. Gene Ontology annotation, cellular component: transcription factor TFIID complex. Gene Ontology annotation, molecular function: TBP-class protein binding; histone acetyltransferase activity; RNA polymerase II general transcription initiation factor binding. The transcript has 7 exons. NCBI's taxonomy places the organism in Eukaryota, Fungi, Ascomycota, Pezizomycetes, Pezizales, Tuberaceae. The record is from RefSeq and is a predicted model, not a curated record. Gene Ontology annotation, biological process: transcription by RNA polymerase II; RNA polymerase II preinitiation complex assembly.
CUUUGCCCUUAAACCGCGGGAGCUUCAACUUCAACCCACGGUGACUAACCAACCUUGCCGUACCACCACCCCCACCACCACGACCGCACAAAAUCGACAAAAGAGCCAAAGGACCACACGCCUAUCGAGGGCGAAUUACAGCUCCUCAUGGCGUCUAUCACCGCGACAAACGAUGCGCCUCGGUCGCCUAGGGGGGAUCCCGAAGCUGAUGCUGAAGGAGAAUCAGAUGAUGGAAUCGAAUACAACGAAGAUAAUGAUGAGAAAAUCAUUAACGGAAUUAUUUCGGGUACAAUUACCGCUGGGGAUGACCCUCAUGCCUUCGGGUUCGGCGACACGGUUGGAAAGCUCGACGAUGCGAUCGACUAUGAAGAUAUCUCGGAUGAUGACCUCCCUUCCGAAGGUGAACCAAGUGGCAACAACAAUAUUGGUGGCAAAGAGGAAGUAGGAGAGGACGGCAUUGCCGGAGAUGAAUUCGAUGAACUAUUUAAUGACAUAGGUGACGAAGCACCCAUUGCCGGCGCUGAUGCUUCAGGCGAGUUGGGAGGCCUUGAGGGUGUGGAUCUAGAUUUCAUGGCACAGGAGGGGCUUGUUGGUACGUCGGAGAUGGAUGUCGGCCAGACAGCCAACGAGGAUAUGAUGAUGGGUUUGGAUAUGGAUCUUGGAGCGCCGACAGAGGGGCCUUCUGCGGAGAAGCGAGCCACAACACAGGAGCUUGUUAAAAGAUACUUUCCGGAACUCGACCUCAAAGCUAGACUAUCCUUCAAUGAUCUCUUUGGGCCGAAACCACAGAGGUUGGCAAUGGGUCCACCCAAGCCGCCAAAGGUCAUUGUCCCCACGAAGUUAGCUAUUGUGUUUGCACCAUCCGACGAAACAGUGUUUAACAAACCUUACACUGGAAGGAAUAUGGCCAAGAAAGCAGAAGAAAGACCGGGGAUUAUUAUCGUACCCCAAGAGCCGGAGGAUAGUGAAGAGAGUGACGCUGACGUCGAGGAUCCUAUAGAUUGGAAUUCACCUCUUGAACGGGGUAUAAUGAUGGCUUGCAACGAUUGGGAAAGCAAGAUGGAUAUGAUUAUGGGACCUACUCCACCACCUACUCCGCCUAGUGAAGUUCUAGAGGAUGACGACGAAGAUGCGGAGGAAGCUAACCGUAGGCCGUUAAAGCGUGCGAGACUCGCGAGUUCCUUUCUCGAUGGUCUCCCUGAUUCAUGGCUUGCCGAUGAUGUCGUUCUUGAUGGAAAUUUGAGUGCCAUUGCAAGCCAUGUCACACUUGAUCUUAACGAUCCACACCUUUUAGUAGAUAUUCGCCAACCUAAUGAGAUAAGACCUACCAAGCGCAUUGGCGGCGAAUUCAAGCGUCGUAUCAAUAAAGACUUGGCGCAAAGAUAUAAUAUAAGCAACGACGAGGCGUAUGACUUGCUGAAGGGGAAUCUUCAAAAUAAGGUUAGAAGUGCAAUCGGCCAGUUGGAUAUUGAGCAUAGUAUGCCUGCUCUCCGAUUACAGUCACCAUACUACAAAACCAAACUCUCCACCAAAGAGGCCCGCUCAUUUCACCGUCCCGGUUUGCAUUUCAAUGUCAACUAUGAGAUUCGUUUCUCGAAGAUCAAAGCACGCAAGAAGAAGACAUAUCGUGGAAAAGAUGUCCAGUCUGUCCUAAAAAUAACUAAGGAUUUAUCUUUAAUGGACGGCUGUAACUUCAUUCUUCUUGAAUACUCCGAGGAAUACCCAUUCGUUAUGUCUAACUUCGGAAUGGGAAGCAGGCUUAUUAACUACUAUCGACGCAAAGGGCCUGAUGAUGAGUCUCGCCCAAAGUGUGAGAUUGGUGAAACCCAGGUUCUCAUGAGCCAGGAUAGGUCCCCUUUCUGGAACUUUGGAACCGUCGAUCCAGGAGAGACCGUACCAACACUCUACAACAAUAUGGUUCGGGCACCCAUUUUCAAGCAGAACCCCAAGCCUACAGAUUUUCUUGUUAUCCGCAAUACACAAGCCAAUCAGAGCCAUUACUACCUGCGCAAUAUUCCGAAUCUCUUUGUGGUUGGACAAUUGCUACCAGUGACAGACGUUCCUGGUCCCCAUUCUAGAAAGGUUACCACCGCGGCAAAAAAUAGACUUAAGAUGGUUUGCUAUCGUGUUGUUAAGCGCAAACCCGAAAAAGCAAUCAUUCUAAAGGAUAUCGCCGAACAUUUUCCAGAGAACAACGAAAUGCGUCAGAAGAUGAAAGAAUUCAUGAGUUACAAUAAACCUAAGGGUGUUUGGGAGAUGAACGCCGGCGAGGUAGUUCCGGAUGAAUCAGUCAUCAGGACAAUGGUUAAACCUGAGGAUUUGUGUCUGUUGGAAGCUAUGCAAGUCGGUGUUCGUCACCUUGCGGACUCUGGAUAUUCAAAGACGGUGGAUGAUGAAGUCGAUGACGAUGACAAGGAGGGUAUGAGCUUGGAGCAACAGUUAACCCCUUGGGUUUCCACGAAGAACUUCAUCAACGCUACAUCCGGAAAGGCUAUGUUACAGCUUCAUGGCGAAGGGGACCCCAGCGGCCGUGGCGAGGCAUUCUCGUUUGUGAAGACCAGCAUGAAGGGGGGAUACAAGCCAGUCGGAGAAAGCGUCGAAGAAAAGAUGGACAAGCAGCGCCUCAAGGAGUUAGGCGGGCACGCAUACAAUGUCGCUCGCCAACAGCAAAUGUAUGAAGCCGCUAUUGAUCAGAUCUGGAGAGCCCAGCAUCGAAGCCUCAGUUCCCAAGUGGAGCCAGAGAUGCCAGAUACCGAGUUCGAGGACACGCACAAUGACCAUCAUGAAGACCUUCUGGAAGAAGGGAGGACUCCGAGAUCUGAGGCUGUUCCUCCAAGUCCAUGGCUAAAUAACGUUGAUGUUGAUGAGACUAUGAGUCAGUUCUCCAGGUUUUCCGCGACCAAUCGCCGGAAUAAAGUUCUUAGGAUUCAAAGAAAGUUUAGGGGGCCUAAUGGUGGCGUUGAGACAAGAUCUGAAAUCAUCCGGGACCCGAAGGUUAUUCGUCAGUAUCUCCAGAGGAGAAGAGAGCUUGAUGCAGAGAAGACACAAGUCGAAAACUUGGUUCCGACGGGCAACGAAGAUGAAGACCAACAAUCCCGCAAGAGACUGGUCCAAGAACUCAAACGCCUAGAGCGCAAUAAAGAACGCCGCGAAGCGCGCGAACGCGACAAGGGCAAGCGUGUCGGCAGUUUCGCUGGCGAUGCCAUGUCCCCCGAAUCUGCCGCAACUCCCGGUUCCCCUAUGCCUUCGGUCAGCAUGCAGAAGUGCAAGAAUUGCGGGCAGGUGGGGCAUAUCAGGACUAACAAAAAGGUUUGUCCGAAGUUGAAUGGGCAGUGGGCGGAACUCGGCAUGAGUCCGCCAGAUGGUAAUACCCCGGCGCCAGUCGGAACCCCGGGUUCCUAGAGGAGGGAAGAAUGGUUGAGGGGGAGACUGACCCUUAUGAUAACUAAAAUUCCUGCUUGCUUGUGGAAAAGGGUGCGGGGUGUUAUUGGCUAUGACAUACAGGUGGUAUUUUCAUAGUUAAAUUCGGUACCGGUAGUCUAUUUUCUUCCCUCUUUCUUUUUUAUCCUUCUUCCCCGAGACCUCAUCCCCACCCCCCCCCACCAUCUGACCCAGUCCACCAAUCAAUUUCUUCCUCCUUUCUGUCCUCUCCAUCCUUUCUCAUCCUUCUCCAUUUUUAAGGGAAUAGUGUAUAAAGUUCCAUUCUUGGGAGUUUUUUCUUUCUUCCUUUCCUUUUCCUCUCCUCCCCCUUCCUCUCCUCCAAAAAGGAGAGUUGUCUUUGGCGUUGGUUUUUACCUUGCUUCGAUUUGCACCGCUCCACUUGAGACUAUUUCAUAUACGACGGUUUCCUCCCGUGUGCGCUAUCAGGUGCAUACAUACUGGAGGUUAUUAAAUAAUGGCUUUCUCUUUCUUUCUCAUUACAUUGGGUACUCAUUUACUUGCUUGCUUGCGGGGGGUUUUUUGUUUACUUAGUUAUUUAUUCAUUUAUUUAUACAAGUA